AUGCUCAAUAUCAUUCAUUCACAAGGAAUAAGAGUAUCAUCAUCAUCAUCAUUACCCUCACUCGUCCGUUCAAAUUCCACUUUAUUCUCAAUGCUUAACUCAUUCAAUCAGGUAACAUCUGCCUCAGUAUCCAUCAAGGAAACAUCAAAAUCAGAAGAAACAACCCACACCAAUUGGUAUCAUUUAUGGGCCUUUUUGGCAAUCUUGUUAGAUUAUGUUUCUGUAAUUUUUAAUGUCUUUCCAGUCUCUACGACGAUUGAGAAUACUCCAUCAACAUCCAGUAUGAUGACUAAUGAAGAAUUAGAAUAUGAACUUGGUAAUCAAUGCACUAUAAGCAAUUCCAUAAUGCCAAGGUCAUUAUCCCCACGCCCAGAUCUUCCAAAGAAUAGUCUUGAGGUGUUUACCUCAGAGUUUUAUUUUUCACUGUUUGCAAGUGGUGGAAUUGAAUCGAAUGAAAACCUUGAGAGAAUGGUAAAUUCAUUUGGUAAUUUGGUGCCAAGACAUGAUAGCAUCUAUUCUCAAUCUGAGUCCAGUGAAGAUGAUUCAUCAAGUACCUCUUCAAUAAGAACAAAACACAAUAACGAACAUUCUGAGAAAAGUUACCAACAACAUGCAGAAGUAGAUGCUUUAAAAAGUACCUUGAACUUGUUCAAGUUUCCUAAAAGGUAA
Molecule: messenger RNA, 669 nt
Organism: Naegleria gruberi
Lineage: Eukaryota; Heterolobosea; Eutetramitea; Acrasida; Naegleriidae
Exons: 1
Coding region: 1-669 (222 amino acids)
Source: RefSeq, a predicted model, not a curated record